AUGGUGGAACGAUUUUUAGUAAAAAACUUUAAAGGUUUAGCCAAACAUGAGUGUAGUGAGAACAUGAAGAAGAAGAUUCAACGUAAUGACCACCUUAAGAAGUUGAAUGUUAAAUUUCGUGACAAGUAUAUCAAUGAGAGGAAGAAAUGUAUGGAAGAACUAAAAAAUCGUGCUUUGGGCUAUGCCAAAGAAUAUGAGGAAGCUGAGAAGGAAUUGAUCAAGAUUAGAAGACAGGCUAAGGCCGAAAAUGCCUUCUUUAAGGAGCCAGAUGCCAAGGUCAUUUUCGCUAUCCGUAUCAAGGGUAUCAAUAAGUUGUCCCCCAAAGUAAGACUGACCUUAAGAUUGUUCCGAUUGUUGCAGUUGCAUAACGGGGUGUUUAUAAAAGUUAAUAAAGCAACUACCGAAAUGCUAAAGAUUGUAUCUCCUUAUAUUGCCUAUGGCUAUCCAUCAUUGGCAACUAUAAGAAAACUCAUGUACAAGAGGGCUUAUGCUAAAACUGGAAAAUUAGGCGCUAGAAAAAGAGAAAAAAUAUCAACUGACGAAAUUGUAAGUGCAAACUUGGGCCAGUACGGAAUUCACGGCGUUGAAGAUAUUGUACACGAGAUUUACACUGUUGGACCUAACUUUAAGCAAGCAACCAAUUUUCUAUGGCCAUUCAAACUGAGCUCACCAAAGAAGGGAUUUGUUGCUAAGAGGCAUAGCUACUGUGAACAGAGGGGAGGUGAUUCUGGCAACCGUGAGGAAUUUAUUAAUGAGCUUAUUUGUAGGAUGAUAUAA
Babesia microti strain RI is the source of this 777-nucleotide messenger RNA. RefSeq names its product 60S ribosomal protein L7. Gene Ontology annotation, cellular component: cytosolic large ribosomal subunit. Gene Ontology annotation, biological process: maturation of LSU-rRNA from tricistronic rRNA transcript (SSU-rRNA, 5.8S rRNA, LSU-rRNA). The coding region runs from base 1 to 777 and encodes 258 amino acids. The record is from RefSeq and is a predicted model, not a curated record. Gene Ontology annotation, molecular function: structural constituent of ribosome; RNA binding. NCBI's taxonomy places the organism in Eukaryota, Apicomplexa, Aconoidasida, Piroplasmida, Babesiidae. The transcript has 2 exons.